ACUACAGACAAAAACAUUUGAAAUGUUCUUCCAUGAUACAAAACUGGAUAAAAUCAUUCUCUUGCAAGGAGUUCAUUUUGUAGUUUUGGGCGGAUUGUAGGAAUGAGCGGGUUUUUCGAUAAAGGCGGACCUUGGCACCUCAUGGCACAAUUCACAGUUCGUAUUAGCGUUGGGAAGAAAGGUAUUUUUAAAAGACCCAGGCGCACAAGUUCUGACGUUCCCUUUGUUGUGCCUGGAAUUAAAACGAAACGUUUCCUCUGUGUGUCGAUUCUUAAAAAUGUUGACAUUGUUUUAAUAUUGUUGGCCUACUGCUCUAUUAUAAAAGUGAUUUCUUAGUGUUUGCGAUUACUUGAGCUUUUGAUGGACUGUAGCUUGGAGACACUGACCGCCGAUUUCUUCGACAAGCAUCCCCAAAAGUGGUUCGGUAUGAAUUAGAUUUUUGCCAGUUCCGAAUUGCUAGUUAUGAAUUUGUUUGAGAUUAAGUUGUAAUGAUUGAGAGAGAGAGAGAGAGUAAUCUGGUGACGUGUAUUUUGUAUCCUCAGUACGGAAAGCCACAGGAAUAAAGGGAUCCAAAGAUUUACAAACCUUUUUAUCUAAUUUGCUGACUUUGUUUCUCCUUCGUGUUCAGUAGGAAUAACAUGUGGAUGAACUGCACUCUUAGAAAACGGGGAUAUUCAAGUGACGGAACCAUACUUUUGUAUCUCUUUUUGUAUAGCACUGUAAGGAAGUGUUUUGUAAUUGGUUUCCUUAUCAGGUCAAGUAUUCGGCAGCCGUAGAAAACUAGAUACUAUUGUUUAGUAAUAUUUUUGCAUGUUUAACAACAGAAUGCCUUUCUGGGAAUCCACAGAUCGUGACACUGAACCGUUUUGUUUUAGUUUUGUUUCUGUUUCGUCUUAUUUUUUAGAGGAAAGGGCAAGUGCUGUUCUGUUGCAAUAACUAUGUAUUACUGUCUGAGGUGUCCCAAGUUUAUUUAAACCACAUCAGUUGUAAAUACCAAAUGAGACGCGCCGUGAAGGUAUGACUAGGUUUCCUCUUACCUGCCAGUCCCUUUGGGUUUACUAGGCCCCAGAAAACAGCCGCGUGACGUACCUUCGGUGCACCUUGCUACAGAAAAGGGGGGCUUUUGUUUUAAGCCAGAAUAAAACAGUUCAAUUUAAAAGCAACAACAACAGUCUUUGUGAAAGUUUUUUUUCCUUGUUUCACAGACUGCCCUGAAUUUGGUUUCUCGGGGUUUGGGUUCAAGUUCACCUUCUCUCUAGGAGGAUGUUGGCUAUUAGCCUUAGAACUCAUCUCAUCCGAGCGGAGCGUGGCGUCGCAAAUGGUACCCAUUCAUCUCUGGAAAGAAUCAGUAUGGUUCGCCUACAGACUAGAUAGAUAUUAAUUUUAAAAAAUCAAACAUAGGUAUAUUUAAGCUUUGUAUAAUUUCUCUUUACAAUUAGCUGUCCUUAAAAUGAAAUCCAAAGUCGUCCUUGACAUGGUUUAAAUCGUUCCCAAACUUUGGUUUUCCAGAUGCUUUGGACUUCAGCUUCUAGAAUUCCUGACUUUGGGCCAAGUUAGCUGGGGCUUCUGGGAGCUGAAGUCCAAAACAGACGGAGGACCAAGGUUUGGAAAUCACUGAUGUACUUAAAUUCUUUUAUAAACCCAAGAAGAGCUGCUUGUCUUUGUGAACUGCGUGAGUUCAGGUAUAUAACUUCAUACAGUCGGGAUGGAUGGGAACGGUAAGUUAUUACAUCUAGAGAUGUAGACCCUGGGUCAGUGUUUCCUGAACUUUGGUCUUCCAAGUGUUUUGGACUUCAUCUCCCAGAAUUCCUGAACGUUAGCCUCAUCUUCUGCAAACCUGGAGGACCAAAGUUUGGGAAACCCUGGUCUAGGUGAUGGGCUCCCAAAUCUCGCCAGCAUCAUCCACUGCAAGUUAAUAUUUGGAGUGGAUGAUACUGUACUCUUAAGUUGGAUGAUUUUGUACUUCUGUGUUUUAUGCCUGACUACUAGAAACCUGGUACUUCAUUCUGGAAUAGCUUUCAACCCCAAAACUGAUGUUCAUCUUCCAUCACAUGGAGGAAACCUUGUGUGUCUAUCUGUACCUUCCAUGCUUUCUGGUGGAUUCAGAGGGUUUUCUUCUGCAAGCAAUCCUCACUGCUUUUGCCAGUUCCUUCCUCUGAAACAUUGCCUGCAGCACCUGGGAUUUGUUGGUGGUCUCCCAUCCAAAUACCAACCAGGUCUGAUCCUGUUUAGCUUCCAAGAUCCUAUCAGGUUUGGUGCUUUUAGGGUAUUUAAGCCCACUGUCAAGAAUUCAUUGAAGAGGUCCAAAUCUUAGAAAUCGCUCAUUGAUUCUCAUUACAGUAGUUCAAGUUGCAGGAUGUUCCAGUUGCGUUCUGCAUUUUUGUGGGUGGUAAACAUUACCAGCUGUUAAUAAUGGUAGUAAUAAUAAAGUUUACUCCUUUUCCACCUCUCCUCAAGGAUUGUUCAAAUACAAAACACGCCAGCAAAAAAGUGCUGUUUGUUGUUGUUGUGUGCCUUCAAGUUGUUUCUGACUUACAACGACCCAAAAGUGGUUCUUCUGGGCAAGAUUGGUCCGGAUGGCGUUUAGCACCAUUGCCUUCCUCUGGGGCUGAGAGAGUAUGACCCAGUGGUUCCCAUGGCGGAGUGGAGAUUCGAACCCUGGCCUUCAAAGUCCUGGUCCAGUGCUCAAACCACUACACUGUGUUUAGAUUACAGUACUUAGAUGGAUGGUGGCUAGAUAGUAGAAAGAUAGAAAGAUGGCAGAUAAAUGAUAGAAUGUAAAUAGAAAGAUGGUAAGUAGAUGGUAGAAAUAGGAAGAUGGUCGAUUAUAAUACAUUUUGAUUAAUAUCCCACCUCUUCCCAUAGGAUUUUAGAUGACAGAAAGGUAGAUAGAUGAAAGAUAAUAGAUGGCAGAUGAUAGAUGAAGAUGGCAAAUAGAAAUGGUAGAGAGAAAAAGAUGGUAGAACAGUAGCUGUCUCCUUGGGAUAUGACUAUUGCACUUCAUGCAAAGGGAAUGAGUGGUUGGGAUGCAAGGAUUUCAAUAGGAAUGAAUGAGGGAGGAGAUGGCAGCCUUCCUCCUCUCCCUUGUGCUUUAUUGCCUUGUCUAUUGCUUUGUGUUGUGUUCCUCUGGGUUUAGCCUGGAGCUGUGUGUGUGUUGUUGUGUCUCCUCUUUGUGCAGCUACAGCCUUUUGCAUCCUUUUAUGGAUGAUCUCCCAGGCCUUUGCAAACUCCGAUGCAUUGCAAUGCAAGAGUAUUUCUGUUUCUUUGCAUCGUCGUUUCUUCUUUCCUUUUUUGGGAGGGAAGGCGGGGCUCCUUCCUUCUGACGUCAUCCCCACGUGCCUGGGCCGGAAGUGAGUAAGGAGACUGUUCCGGGCCCGCCCUGCGCUUCUCUGCACGCGUGCUGACACGUGUCUGCGCUUUCACACAUGCACUUUGCUUGCUAUGGCUGCCUUGCCUUUGCCUCCGGUUCUUCUGGGCCUUUGCGAUGCCCUUCUCCUUCCAGGGUUGGAGCAAGGGCUUCCCAGCAAGUUGGGAGGGAUCCCGGAUUGCAUCCCUUCGGUAACUCUGGUUCAUCCUCAGUGCAGGAUUUGCGGUGCUGGUUUGGCGCAUCUUUUGCAGAUCUCUUGCCCUCUCGAAGGCUCACCCUUCCAGCGCAUCAUUCACGUCUUUGCUUGCGCCAGGAAAAGCUGCUGGGGGAAGUCGGAAAGCUGGACAGUGCUGCGAUCCCAGUAUUUGCAAGAAGAAGGAAUUUGGGGCUCCGAAGUGAAGCCGAAGCCAGAAUGCACAGUUGCCUCCAGCGACUGGUGCGAAGGAGCAGACGACUGGGGAGAAAAUGGCAAGGAAAUGGCGGGGUUUUUGGGACACGAUCUCAGCCAAAGGCCUGGCGGAGCAUCAGAGUCGGUGCCUGGAGAAAUAGACUGUGCCAUGCAAUUGCAAGACCUCAGCCUAAAAGAAAACCAAAGUCUCUGCCAUCCUGCAAAUCUUCAUAAUCUUCCUUGCAAGGAGCCAGUCGUGCCCAGCGGUGUUCCUAUUUUCCAGCCCUAUUAUAUCAGCGUAGUGGACGAAGAGGAUUACCUCGGCUACUACGAGGAUACUAGCCACGCCGAGCGACUCUUGCAGGAGUAUCAGCAGAGGGAAGGCCUUGAUUUGGGGCGGCUGAUGUCAGAAUGUCACCCGUCCGGCGGUUGUGAUGAGCGAUACGAGAAAACGGAAAAGAGAGACCAGGCCUUCCAUCGCUUCAUGAAAAGGAUUUCGGUCUGCCAGGAACAGCUCUUAAGGUAUUCUUGGGGCGGAGAGCCCCUAUUUAUCACCUGCCCUUCAGCAGACGUCCAGACCUCCGUCCCGCCUUGCGAUCGUUGCAGAAGCCGGAGAGUAUUUGAGUUUCAGCUCAUGCCAGCCUUGGUCAGCCUCCUCAAGACCAAAGGAGGAGACGCGUCGGUGGAGUUUGGAACAGCGUUAGUUUAUACGUGUGAAAAGAGCUGCUGGCCUCCGAAGCAUCUGUCGCCAUUCGAGGAAUUCAUUUAUGUGCAAGAAGACCCAGAUCAGCACCUAUUUAAUAGAACCCUCCAACAAUAAAACUUUGUGUAGGUGUAUA
Molecule: messenger RNA, 4594 nt
Organism: Sceloporus undulatus (fence lizard)
Lineage: Eukaryota; Metazoa; Chordata; Lepidosauria; Squamata; Phrynosomatidae
Gene: PDCD2L
Product: programmed cell death 2 like
Exons: 7
Coding region: 3442-4575 (377 amino acids)
Cellular component (GO): cytoplasm
Source: RefSeq, a predicted model, not a curated record